Girardinichthys multiradiatus is the source of this 2242-nucleotide messenger RNA. RefSeq names its product RAD21 cohesin complex component like 1 (gene rad21l1). The record is from RefSeq and is a predicted model, not a curated record. The coding region runs from base 173 to 1741 and encodes 522 amino acids. NCBI's taxonomy places the organism in Eukaryota, Metazoa, Chordata, Actinopteri, Cyprinodontiformes, Goodeidae. The transcript has 14 exons. Gene Ontology annotation, biological process: synaptonemal complex assembly; replication-born double-strand break repair via sister chromatid exchange; mitotic sister chromatid cohesion. Gene Ontology annotation, cellular component: cohesin complex; synaptonemal complex. Gene Ontology annotation, molecular function: chromatin binding; protein binding.
UUCCUUAGCGCAAUAAUAUAACAACAGAAAGAUAGCUUAUUUUAAGAUGACUCACCCUAGUUCGUUUUCUGGAACGAGAAGUGGUUGCUUAGUAACUGGAAACGUCUCGUGCGCGGUAUGGUUGUCAAAACACGGUUUUAUUCAAAGUUAAGGUCAUAUCCAUCGUUUCUCCAUGAUGUUUUUCACGCAACUAUUUACGUCCAAACGGGGCUCUUUAGCCAAAAUUUGGCUGGCAGCGCACUGGGAGAAGAAACUGACAAAGGCCCAUGUGUUUGAUUGCAACUUGGAAACAACCAUCAGAGACAUCCUUUCCGAUAAAAUGAAAAUUGGUUUGAGGACUUCUGGUCAUCUGCUCCUUGGUGUGGUCAAAAUCUACUCCAGGAAGACAAAGUACCUCCUUGCAGACUGCAGCGAUGCCCUGGUCAAAAUUAAAAUGGCAUUCAGGCCAGGUCAAACUGAUCUGCCUGCAGAAGGGCUUGAGGCAACUUUGAAAGCUAUUACUCUGGUUGAAGACUUUACUGCCUUUGAUACCCCGCUGCCUCUCCCCAGUGACUUUGAUGUUGUGGACCACUUGUCGCUGAACCAGUGUCGAUCAGAGCAAAUUACUCUGAAAGAGGAUUUUGGGCAUCAGUUUUUGAACUUCCAAGACAUCGGAGGAGAUGGGUCACAGAGCCAAGCAAAUACACUGCUGGACAGAAGCUUUGACAGCUUUGGACCACAUGGAGACGGAUUUGGAGAUGAGGAGAAUGGAUUCGACCUACUUGACUUCCUGUCAAACGCCAGUGAUCCGACCGAGCCCACAAACUUCGUCUUGGAAGAGCCACCACAUGAAAAUAAUAAGAGUUCUACAAUAAACGAUGAUCAACAUCAAAUGGAUUUUGACAGCAGAGAUCCCGAGGCUCCUACAAUAAAUGAGACCACGCUGCUCACCAGUGAUGAGGCUGCUUUCGCUUUAGAACCUGUUCCCAUCACACCAAACUCUGAAAGUAAGAUGGGUAAGAGGAAACGUAAACUGGUGGUGGACCAGACUAAGGAACUGAGCAACGAAUCCAUCAAAGAGCAGAUCUCGGAUUAUUCAGAUCUGGUUGCUCCGUUGGACAUGGCCCCACCGACUGUGCAGCUCAUGCAGUGGAAGGAGAGUGGAGGUGUCGACAAACUCUUCUCAACACCAUGUUCUACUGUGGUGAAUACACAGAUAAAAGAGCUCUUUGCCAAAAGUGUCUUCCAGGUAAAAUAUUACUGCAUAAGGGGGGAGGUUGAACAAAUACGCCAAGAGGAACACGAAGCUCAGAGGGACCUUAGCACCCUCACCACGGACAUCAGUGUUGCAGAUUCAUCUUUGGGCACUGAACAAACACACAACACUGAGCCAAAAGCCCUUGACCUCAUGAAGGACAACUGGGAGACCUAUUCUGAGGCCCCCCAAGAUGAAAACAGUGUAGAGUUCUCACAUCCAGACCUGCCAUCAGAGGACUCCAUGUUUGUUCAUCCCUCUAAUGUGGAGCAAUGCACUCAGUCAACUUCUCUCUACACCCAGUCUCUACUUGGCAGCCAGGACUUUGAGGAGAGGAGAAUAACCAGGAGAGCACUGAAACUUCUGAAUGAGCUUAAAGUGUACGUGUCUGUAUGUGUCCACAGCGGAGCCAGACCGUCAGAGACCCUGCGUUCAGCCUGGAGGUGCUCUGUGAAGGAAGCACUCGAUCACAAGCUGCAAACACUUUCUUCUCCCUCCUGGUACUGAAAAAACAACAAAUCGUCCUGCUGCACCAGACCGCCCCCUACCACGACAUCUCUGUGACUCCUGGGCCCAAAUACUACACUUAAAAAGUCAUUACAGUUCAAAGUUUGUGGUGGAUUCAUUGAUAUGUUGCAGUCCACAGGAUCUGCCUCGUGCUGAAUGAGGGCACGUUUGUGUUAUGAUGCCACUGUAGGCAUACUAGCAAGUUCGGGUCUAGAAAUUAUCACAUGCUUGAACACAACAAGGAUUUCUGUUGUAUGAAACUCAUUUAUUUAAAUAUUGUUUUAUUUGUAUUUGUGUGUUACUUGUAUCUUUUAUCAGCUGCAGUUUUUUUAUAUUCCCACAUGUUCAGCUCAUGUUUUGUUUAAAGUAGCAUCUAAAAUGUCACCUGCAUGUGAGAGCAUCUCCAUCAAAAGCAUUCAAUUCAAAUAAUUCUUAAACCUGUGAAGUUUAUUGACACCAUUUUGUGACAUUUGAUCGUAAUAAAAUAAAUGCGUAAAUGGU